UUUAUAAAGUAGUUUAGCUUUUAUAGCAAACACAUAUAAUAUAUUUCUUUCUUUUCUUUUUUUAUAUAUUUGUAUAAAAUGACCGAAGAGUCGAAAAAGCCUAAAUUACCUUCAAUACAAUUUUUAUUAAAUGAUAAUUAUUCAUCAAACAAGUCUUUAAAGAAACAAGAGUCAAUUCAUAUAUUCAAUACUAAAUUAAAUACAAAUAUAAGUAAUCUUCCUUCUGAACUUCAACAACUUUCUUUAACUGCCCCUACUACAUCUUUUAUACCCUGUAAAAAUCAUACUACUUGGAUGACGGCAACUACUACUACUACUACUACUACUACUACUACUACUACUAGAAGGCCGCCAGGUGCGAGUCAUACUAGAUCUGUUUCACUUACUAAUAGCAUGAUACUACCUCCAAUUUCUUCUUCUUCAAAUAAACUUCAUCAUCAAACUCAUAGACGUUCUGCAUCUGCAAUUACUGCUGCUCCUUCAACUGACUUUUAUAAUAAUUUAUUACUAUUGCCUCAUAUUGAUGAACAUUCACUAGCAGCUAUUGAUAAAGAUAUAGCAUCCAAUGAUAAUCAGCAGCAGCAACCUUCUUCUUCACAACAAAAACUAUUACUAGAUGCAUUAAAUAUUAAUAAAGAGAAUAAUAGGAUUACUAAUGAUGAUAUAAAUAUGAAAGCAGCAGCAGCAGCAGCAGCAGCAGCAACAACAACGAUAACUAUAAAAAAGAAACGGAAUUCUAAAAAUAAUGAAAUCACUCAAAAUCAAGUAAACGAAACUACAAUAAAUCAUGAAAAUAUGAUUAUCACCAGGGAUGAGCAAACUGGAAGAUAUUAUUGCCCCUUUUGUACCAAGGCCUUUAAUCGUCCUUCUUCACUUAAAAUUCACACUUAUUCACAUACAGGUGAAAAACCAUUUAUUUGUCAAGAAGAAGGUUGUGGUAGACAAUUUAGUGUACAGAGUAAUAUGCGUCGACAUCUUCGUGUUCAUAGAUUAGAGAAAUCAAAAAUCAAAUAAAAUCAUGUCAUUUAUUUACUUU
Molecule: messenger RNA, 1036 nt
Organism: Cokeromyces recurvatus
Lineage: Eukaryota; Fungi; Mucoromycota; Mucoromycetes; Mucorales; Mucoraceae
Exons: 1
Coding region: 79-1014 (311 amino acids)
Biological process (GO): regulation of transcription by RNA polymerase II
Cellular component (GO): nucleus
Molecular function (GO): RNA polymerase II cis-regulatory region sequence-specific DNA binding; DNA-binding transcription factor activity, RNA polymerase II-specific
Source: RefSeq, a predicted model, not a curated record